AUGGGGCUGUUGGCGCUGCUCUUCCUGCUCCUGCUCCUGCUCCUGCUCCUGCUCCUGGCCCGUGCCCUGGGGGGCUCGGGGGGCCCCAACCCCUUCGCCGCCGAUGCCCGGCGCCCCCCGGCCCCGCUGGGCACCGACAAGGCGGUGCUGGUGCUGGAGCAGCACGGCAAGCUGGGGGGCUGCUGCCACACCUUCAGCGAGAGGGGCUUCGAGUUCGACACUGGUAUCCACUACGUGGGGGAGAUGCAGGAAGGUUCCAUCACCCACUUCGUGGUGGACCAGUUGACUGAGGGUCAACUGGAGUGGGUUCCUCUCCCGGCUGUCUACGACACUGUGGUCUUGGGGGAUCCUGGCUCUGGUAGGACCUUCCGGAUUCGUGCCGGCAAGGAGGAAUAUUUUCAGGCCUUGAAAGAGCAAUUUCCUGGGGAGGAAAAGGCCAUCGAGGAGUUCCAGCAGCUGAUGAAGACCCUGCGCAGGGGGCCCACGUGGGUGGUCGCCCUGAAGAUGGUCCCGCGCGCGGCGGCCGCGCUGCUCUGCCGCUCGGGGCUGCUGCCCCUGCUCAGCCCCUUCUGCCGCUUCGCCUCCCGCAGCCUGAAGGAGGUGGUGGAUGGUCUCACCUCCAACCAUGAGCUCUUGGCUGUCCUCAGCUACAUCUUCCCCACCUAUGGUGUGGUCCCCUCCAAGGCCAGUUUCUCCUUGCACAGCAUCCUGGUCAACCACUUCCUCCGUGGUGCCUGGUACCCCAAAGGGGGGGCGGGGGAAAUCGCCUUCCACAUCAUUCCUGUCAUCCGGAAAGCCGGAGGGGAUGUGCUGGGGAAGGCGCCGGUGCAGAGGAUCCUGCUGGAUUCCCAAGGCAAAGCCUGUGGCGUGAGCGUCCGGAAAGGCCAAGACCUGGUGAACAUCUUCGCUCCCAUCGUCAUUUCAGACGCCGGGAUCUUCAACACGUACGAGCGGCUGCUCCCCAGGGAGGUGCAGGCCCAGCCCGAGGUCCAGGCUCAGCUCCGUCUGAUGACGCACGGCGAGGGGGGCUUCACCGUCUUCGUGGGUCUCAACGGCUCCAGGGAAGAGCUGGGCUUGGAGGCCACCAACUACUUCGUGUACCAAGGGAAUGACCUGGAUGGAAUAACAAAGCGCUACCUGGCUUCUUCCAGAGAAGAAGCUGCCAAGAACAUCCCUCUCCUGUUUGUCACCUCCCCGUCAGCCAAGGACCCCACCUGGGAAAUGAGGCACCCAGGGCAGUCCACGCUGGCCGUCGUCACCUUCGCCAAGUACGAGUGGUUUGAGGAGUGGAAGGACAAGCAGGUCCAUAAACGGGGAGAUGAUUACGAGGAGCUGAAAAAGACCUUUGUGGACACGAUCAUGCAGUCUGUCUUCAAGCUAUACCCUCGCAUUGAGGACAGGAUCGAGUACCUCUCCAGUGGGACGCCCCUCACCAACCAGCACUACAUCGCCAGCCCCCGCGGGGAGUUCUAUGGUGCCGACCACGGGCUGGCCAGGCUGCAGGCCAUGGCCAUGGCCACUGUGAGGGCACAGACCCCUGUGCCCAACCUCUACCUGACAGGGCAGGAUCUGUGCCUGGGGGGCUUCACGGGAGCCCUGCAAGGGGCCCUCAUCUGCGCCAGCACCAUCCUCAACCGCAACCUCUACCUGGACGCACUGCAGCUGAAGAGGUGCCUGAAGGCCACCAAAGCUGAGAAGAAGGACUAA
This is a messenger RNA of Chaetura pelagica (chimney swift), 1707 nucleotides long. It is a transcript of the gene RETSAT, whose product is annotated as retinol saturase (all-trans-retinol 13,14-reductase). The transcript has 11 exons. Bases 1 to 1707 code for a protein of 568 amino acids. Lineage: Eukaryota; Metazoa; Chordata; Aves; Apodiformes; Apodidae. The record is from RefSeq and is a predicted model, not a curated record. Gene Ontology annotation, molecular function: oxidoreductase activity.